AUGUCACUUGCAUCGAGAAACGCAGUCGAAACGCUCAAGCAGAUACGCAAAGACCAUGAAAAGAAAUGUGGAUUGACGAGAAAUUUUUCCGAAGCUGUCCUCAAUGAGGUCGAGCAAAGUUCAAAGAUUGAAUUUACAAGGAUCAAUACUGUCCCGACCAAUUUGAAUCGAAGAAUGUCUAGGAGUCACGGAGAUUUACAGCAACAGCUUCAGGCUUUUAAAGGGCUUGAUCUUCCCGGUACAUCUUCUGACACGAUGAAUCUUCCCCAGAAACAAGGUGGUUUUCUUUCAACGAUAUCAUCCUGGUUUACGCCUUCUAAAUGA
Messenger RNA from Oikopleura dioica, 324 nucleotides. NCBI's taxonomy places the organism in Eukaryota, Metazoa, Chordata, Appendicularia, Copelata, Oikopleuridae. The record is from the annotation of a GenBank genome assembly.